AUGGCUGGCGAUAGCGACUCCAAGUCGCCCAAAACAUCCAAUGCUACCACAAACCGCCCAGAUGCCGCGGCCGACUCCAAACCCUCAGAGAUUGUAGCGAAGACCGAGACGUCCAACGGCGAACCAGCUAAACCACUCGCGCCACCUCCGCGUCCCAGCCAAGCGGCCAAGGGGAACACGCCCGACUACUUUGGCCUCUCAGGACCCGGAGGCUCGUUGAAUCAAGAGCCGAACCCCUUCGAAAGGUCAUUUGGCGGAGAUCCUACACUUGGUGCCAGUGGCGGUCCUCCCGAGACCCCGGGAGGCACGAAGCUACCUCCUGUUGCCUCAAUCACCUCACCCUCGUCGUUGCUUCCCGGCACUGGCUCAACGCCCUUUAAUUGGGGUGGUGGGUCGUUGCGCACCGGACCACUGAGCCCAGCCAUGCUGUCCGGCCCUCAGACCGAUUACUUCGGCGACCAAUUCCGAGGUGGCUUUCCCACGCCUAACGAGUCAUCACUCCGGACUGGUCUGACACCCGGCGGGAGUGGUUCCAUGUUCCCCGUGGUUGGGAGCCCAAACACUGCUGCCAUCUUCAACCUCGCCGGUGGCGGUGCGACACCAAGCACUGUCGAUUUCCACCGCACUGCUAUGAGAGCGGCUGCUGCCGAGCGAGAACAGCAGGCCCAGCAACCACUGCCCGCUACGUCACAGCCACAGGAACUCAGCAACGGCGCUUCGGCUGUCAAGUCCGAAGCAAAGCCCACUGGACCUUUUGACAACCACGACAACGACGCGGCUAACGGUCUGUUUAUGCUGGCACAGGGCAGGAACGGUGCUCAGCAACAGAGCCAGUACCCCUUGCCGCCACAGCCAGCAGAUCAUGGCCAUCCGGCACCUGCUGUUCAACAUCCCAAUCCAAACAUGAACGGUAAUUCCACCCACAAUGGACGGACAUCUCGAGGUGCUAGUGAGGCCGGAAGUGCACAGUCAGACGACAGCGAGCACGCCCGACCGAACACUAGGGGUAAAGGCAAACGCAACUCGGGCUCCGGAGCUACCACAACCAACGGCAGGCGUAAGGCUGAGGAACCUCCGGCCAGAGCACCCGCAAGUAAGAAGGCCAAGACUAAUGCUACCGAAGCCCCACCAUCUGUUGGCUCUGAUGAGCAAAUGGAUGAUGAUUCCGACCACGAAGAUGGCGGUGGAGACAACAAACCAAAACAUAAGAUGACCGAGGAAGAGAAGAGGAAGAAUUUCCUUGAGCGCAACCGUGUUGCUGCUUUGAAAUGCCGUCAGCGCAAGAAGCAGUGGCUGGCAAAUCUUCAAAACAAGGUUGAUCUCUACCAAACUGAGAAUGAUCAGUUGACGCAGCAGAUCGCUGCGCUGAGGGAAGAGGUUGUUAACCUGAAGACGCUUUUGCUGGCGCACAAGGACUGCCCUGUGACGCAACAACAGGGACUACAGGGUGCGUACAUGGCUGGUAUGGAGCCGUAUAACGCACAAAUGAAUCCGUAUGGGAUGGCCGCGCCGAUGCCAAACCACCAGAUGAUGCCUGCCCAAGCAGGCCAACGUCGCUUCUCAUAG
Messenger RNA from Diaporthe amygdali, 1566 nucleotides. RefSeq lists its product as uncharacterized. The coding region runs from base 1 to 1566 and encodes 521 amino acids. Gene Ontology annotation, biological process: regulation of transcription by RNA polymerase II. The record is from RefSeq and is a predicted model, not a curated record. Gene Ontology annotation, molecular function: RNA polymerase II cis-regulatory region sequence-specific DNA binding; DNA-binding transcription factor activity, RNA polymerase II-specific. The transcript is spliced from 3 exons. Lineage: Eukaryota; Fungi; Ascomycota; Sordariomycetes; Diaporthales; Diaporthaceae.